Molecule: messenger RNA, 561 nt
Organism: Lichtheimia ornata
Lineage: Eukaryota; Fungi; Mucoromycota; Mucoromycetes; Mucorales; Lichtheimiaceae
Exons: 2
Coding region: 1-561 (186 amino acids)
Source: RefSeq, a predicted model, not a curated record
AUGGAAAAGUCGCUUUCAGAUUAUGACCAAAGUCUCGAGGAAUUAGAACGUCAACGAGAAGAACUUGAACUUGUAAUGAAGAAGAUGGGUCAAGAAUGGGAGGAAAGUGGUGCCGGAAUUGCAUGGCUAGGAUCAGUUGACUUGACGAAUCAAGGGUUGGAGUCCACCGAUCUUGUCAAAGAACAGCAACGACAACAACAACAACAGGAGCAGCAGCAGCAACAACAACAGCAAUUCGAGCAUUUACGUGAUACUUUGCCCACUCCUAUUGUUGAACCAUCCGAAGCAGCGCUCAUGGAAGCCCAUCCAGACAAGCUACAAUCGCUCUUGACAACCAACGAAGCUCUGCUGGCACAGAGUAUGGCAGGACAAACACUACCACCAAGUGACUUUAACAGCAAUCCCGUGUCGCCACCUACAACUCCUGAUGAGUAUCCAAUGAUACGUGCUUCAUGUCUUAGCAGAAGCAAUUCGGUUGCAAAGAGUGCUGUCAUCCCAUCUUCCAAUAAUACAACACCACCAUUAUCAUCCGCAGGCACGGAUUCAAGCAAUAUGGCAUAG